Molecule: messenger RNA, 732 nt
Organism: Andrographis paniculata
Lineage: Eukaryota; Viridiplantae; Streptophyta; Magnoliopsida; Lamiales; Acanthaceae
Exons: 3
Coding region: 97-522 (141 amino acids)
Cellular component (GO): chloroplast envelope
Source: RefSeq, a predicted model, not a curated record
UGAUCUAAUCCACGAGCCCAAGCUCCCGUCUUUUUACUUCAUUUUAUCUUCAACCCUCCGAACAAAGGAACCUCGAACCAAUCCCAAUUCCCAGCCAUGGUGAAAACGAAGAAAGAGCUUCUGGCAUCAGCGCCAUGGAGAGCCGACCCUCAAGAAAGGGAUGAGAAAUUCAAAGACGCACGGCUGAAGGUGACGUCACAGCCAGGUUCAACACCCACAAUGCACGUCCCUGGAAAGAAGAAGUUUAACUCCAACAAUGCUAACGUUGGAGAAGAAGAUUCCCUCACUGAAAUCGACCCGGAGCUGCGUUACAGCUUUCAGCGUAAUUUCCAGUUCCUUCAACGUGUAUUUAGCAUCGAUACCAUUGUCAAGCCUCUUCCACCUGCAAUGGCAUACAAUGUUUCCCGGAAUUUGACCUUUUUCACAAGGAUCUUCACACAGUUCUUUGAUCCGGAAGGUAUAGCUGCUGCGCAAAAAUCUCUUGGACUGGGUCAGGAAGACAAAGUCCGGAAUGUCCGCUAAUUUUUGGUUGAUCUGGAGGUGAUGUGAACUGUUUUCCUUAAAAAAGAACUUAGCGAUCAUUAUGAUUGCUGUUAGUGUGUCCUGCUUGCACACCCAUACCUUUUGUGAUUAUGAUAGGCUUUUCAUGAUACCUGAAGUCCAAAACUAUGCAAUGUUAUGUUCCUGAUAAUGUUGAGAAAGCCCUGGAACGGGAAUAGUCACUUCACUUUA